GGGGCGCCGCGAGCGGGUGGAAGAUGGCGGAGGGUGGCGGCGCGGGGCCGGAGGAGCAGGAGGGGCGGUCUUCCAGGCCACGGCCCCCGAGCGCGCGGGAUUUACAGUUGGCCUUGGCAGAAUUAUAUGAAGAUGAAGUGAAAAGCAAAUCUUCCAAGUCUGAUAGACCUAAAGCUACAGUCUUUAAGAGCCCAAGGACACCACCUCAACGCUUUUAUUCAGGAGAACAUGAGUAUGGUGGAUUACAUAUAGUUCGACCUUCAACUGAGAAAAUUGUGAAUGAGCUUUUCAAAGAGGCAAGGGAACAUGGGGCUGUUCCUCUGAAUGAAGCCACUAGAUCUUCAAGUGAUGACAAACAUAAGUCAUUUACAGGUGGAGGAUACAGACUAGGCAAUUCCUUUUGUAAACGGUCUGAAUAUAUCUAUGGAGAAAAUCAACUUCAAGAUGUCCAGAUUUUGCUUAAACUGUGGAGCAAUGGUUUCAGUUUAGAUGAUGGAGAAUUGAGGCCUUAUAGUGAUCCAACAAAUGCUCAAUUUUUGGAGUCUGUUAAAAGAGGGGAGAUACCCCUGGAGCUCCAGCGACUGGCUCAUGGUGGCCAGGUGGAUCUGGAUAUGGAAGACCAUCAGGAUCAGGAGUACACAAAACCUAGACUGAGGUUCAAGGCUUUCAGUGGAGAAGGACAAAAACUUGGAAGCCUUACACCUGAAAUAGUCAGUACACCCUCCUCCCCAGAAGAAGAGGACAAGUCAUUAUUUAAUGCAGUUGUUCUUAUUGAUGAUUCAGUGCCCACUACCAAAAUUCAAAUCCGAUUAGCAGAUGGCAGUCGUUUGAUACAAAGAUUCAAUAGUACACACAGGAUCCUGGAUGUUCGGGAAUUUAUUGUACAGUCUCGCCCUGAAUUUGCAACUGUUGACUUUAUUCUUGUGACUUCAUUUCCAAAUAAGGAGCUAACAGAUGAAAGCCUGACACUGCAAGAAGCAGAUAUUCUUAACACUGUGAUACUCCAGCAACUGAAAUAAUACUAUCUAUGCAGUAGCAUAUAGAAAUAGGUAAUGUGCCAUGUUAAUAAGAAAAAUACUUUUCUGCAUAGAAAUUAUUAUUAUACCAGAUAAAUUUGGUUUUGUUUUUCUGUCUUCCAGCCUUGGUUUAAGUUAAUUUGGACUAAGGGUAGACCAUAAAUAUGUUCAAAUUUUUAGUUGCAGGGCUGGCUUAAGUUGAUAGGUUUUAAGUAUUUAAGCCAACCAGUUUGUUACAUGCUCGGUUUGUAACAAUGAUGAAAUAUUUGUUUAAGGAAAAAACCUCUUUUUUAUAUACAUGUACUUGGUAAAAUUUGCACUAAAGUUUCCUGAUGCAGAAAUGACCAACAGCCAUUAAAAUCCUUUUGAUCAUAUAAGAUAAAAAUUUUUCUGUAAUACAUAUUGAAAACUGUCUGUAUUCUGAGUUUUAUUGAAAUUGUUUGCUCAUGCAAUUAUUUCUCCUUUUAAGAGAUUGGGGAUUUGUUUUGUUUUGUCUUUUUUGUGGCACUGGGGUUUGAACUCUGUGCU
Molecule: messenger RNA, 1544 nt
Organism: Dipodomys spectabilis (banner-tailed kangaroo rat)
Lineage: Eukaryota; Metazoa; Chordata; Mammalia; Rodentia; Heteromyidae
Gene: Ubxn2b
Product: UBX domain protein 2B
Exons: 8
Coding region: 24-1019 (331 amino acids)
Biological process (GO): Golgi organization; membrane fusion; proteasome-mediated ubiquitin-dependent protein catabolic process
Cellular component (GO): cytosol; nucleus
Molecular function (GO): ubiquitin binding
Source: RefSeq, a predicted model, not a curated record